CGGGGGUUGGGUACUUAGUAGUCACUUUUUCGUUGUCUACUGUCUUUCGACUCUUUUCGACUUGAUCUAUGGAGGUUUUCUAGGGCUUAGCAUACCCUGUUGUACUGCCCUGUCUACCUAACCUGACCCUGAGCGGCGGCUGUGAUCUGUGAUCCACCACCGAGUCUCGUCUGGCCAUCCAACCUAACUGAUCUAUUUGACAGUCGCUUAUUCGUUGCGUCGCAUCUUUCUCGCGUGUUGCUUUUUCAGCAUACCAUGUUGGUAGUUAGUCACUGCAGAUACUUACCUGCCAACUAUUUAGUUUUGCCAACGAACCCUGCAAAUCAACAACAGGAAGCCCAGGGAAGUCAGGCUGAGGUAACACUUGUAACUGCAUGUAGAGGGACGGCGUAUGCAGGUUUUCCGACAGAAAAGGCAAGACAAUACAAGACAGGACAAGACAGCAAUAUGAUGGAGGAUGGUCGGAUGGUCAUCCAUGAUCCGUCCGUCUCUACUACCUGCUGUGUUGCAACACAACAACAAGGGGCAGGCCACCAGGGUAGAUACCCCUGUCCGAUUGGUCACCGGCCCUUCUUACGUUUAAAGGUUCAACCGCUUUUCGGAUGAUCACUCUCUCAUCCAAUAUAAAAAACCAAGCCACUCCUUCUAAGCCCUCACAUUUCUGUUUACCAAGUUCUAGCCCUUGUAUAACGUUCUUAAAAGAGAACCUCUUCCCUUGUUCUCAGGGCCUUGUCCUCCAUUUCAUCAACCUCGUACCUUUGGUUCAAGUCGUUCACGCCCGAUAUCUGCGUCACCUCGUAUAUCAUAACGAACUGCCCCCGUUCAGUAGCUGGGAUUGAUAAUCUCAACGAGAUUUCACAACACUCCGAAUUGAUUGUCAAGAAAUGGUCUUUGUGCCCUCGCUGAGGCUGCUUGCAGUCUCACUCGUUGCCCUCCUCGAGCCAGUAUCCGCGAUAUGGCCGGCACCGCAGAGCUUCACCAAGGGCAACUCAAGUCUGUACUUGCAUCCGAAGAUCAACGUUACCUAUAAUGGAGAACCUCUCGUCUACAAAGAAGACUAUUUCGCCUCAAGCCUGAGCAGCAAAGAGAUCGUCCAUGCCGGCGUCUCGCGCGCACUGGGCUCCAUCUUCUCCAGGAACAUCGUCCCCUGGAUGCUCCAGCCCCGCGGAAAGCUGUCUGAAUUCGAGCCCGACCUCUACAAGGGUCAGAACUGGAUCAAGUCGCUCGAGAUCGAUCAGACGGCCAAAGAUGCCAAAACCGCCUUCAAACCCGCACUGGCCGGCGAGGUCAGCGAAGCGUACAGCCUCACCCUUAGCGUCGAGGGCGACGUCAAGCUGACGGCUGACUCUUAUAUCGGCGUGCUGCACGGCCUCGAGACGUUCACGCAGCUCUUCUACCAGCACUCGACCGGCACAUCGUGGUACACGCCGUACGCGCCCGUUGAGAUCAAGGACGAGCCCAAGUACCCGCACCGCGGCAUCCUGCUCGACGUUGCGCGCACAUUCAUGCCCGUAAAGAACAUCCUCCGGACCAUUGAUGGUAUGGCCACCAGCAAGCUCAACCGGCUGCACGUGCACGUCACCGAUUCGCAAUCAUGGCCGCUUCAGAUCAUCUCCAUGCCUGAGGUGGCCGAGAAGGGCGCCUACCAUUCGAGCCAGACGUACUCGCCCGCCGACAUCGACCUCAUUCAGAAGUACGGUGCCCUCCGGGGCGUGCAGGUGUACUUUGAGAUCGACAUGCCGGGCCACAUCGGGUCCUUGUCGCUCUCGCACCCGGACCUUAUUGUCGCAUAUGACCAGUGGCCGUAUCAGUGGUACUGCGUCGAGCCUCCUUGCGGCGCCUUCAAGCUCAACGACACCAAGGUCGACGACUUUCUCGGAAAGCUGUGGGACGAUCUGCUGCCCCGCGUUGCGCCGUACUCGGCCUACUUCCACACUGGCGGGGACGAGCUGAACAGGAACGACUCAAUGUUGGACGAUGGCAUCAAGUCGAAUGAUACUGAGGUGCUGCGCCCGCUGCUCCAGAGGUUCGUCGAUAAGCAGCACGAGCGCAUCAGGAAGGAGGGCCUGACGCCCCUCACUUGGGAGGAGAUUCCGAUCGAGUGGAAUGUCAAUCUUGGCAAGGAUGUCGUGGUGCAGACGUGGCUUGGUCAGUCUUCGGUCAAGAACUUGACCAGCAGAGGCCACAAGGUGAUUGAUAGCAAUUACAACUUUUGGUACCUCGACUGCGGCCGCGGCCAAUGGCUCAACUUUGACAACGCCGACUACGCCGCCUUUUCGCCCUUCCUCGACUGGUGCAGCCCCUACAAGAGCUGGCGCCACGUCUAUUCGUACGACCCAGCCGCCAACCUGACCGAGGAAGAGGCCAAGCUCAUCCUCGGCGGCGAGGUGGCCGUAUGGGCCGAGUCCAUUGACCCCAUUGCCCUCGACACCAUCAUCUGGCCGCGGGCCAGUGCUGCUGGCGAGGUUCUCUGGUCCGGACGCAUCGACCCGGCCACUGGCCAGAACCGGACGCAGCUCGAUGCGGCGCCGAGGCUGUCGGAGCUCAGGGAGCGCUUGGUCGCCAGGGGCGUGCAGUCGUCGUCCGUGUACAUGACGUGGUGUACGCAGGAUCCGACGGGCAAGUCGUGCGAGUAUCCGCGGGUUUGAGAACGGAACGGAGGGUCGCGUGGUGACUCGACCGUGCCGUUGCUGGAUACGGAUGAUACAAUCGAAUUGGGUUGCGGCGUUCUUUGGUUUAAUGACGCAGUAAGGGACUAGGAGGGCCUUGCGCUGCUUGUGUUUUGUUCUUGCGGCUGUGAACAUAGCUUAGUCGUAAUCAACAUCGGAACGUUUCGAAAAUUGCUCUACAUAUCAUGGCUUUUCUGUGACACUUGUCCAGCA
This is a messenger RNA of Neurospora crassa OR74A, 2882 nucleotides long. RefSeq names its product exochitinase, variant. Lineage: Eukaryota; Fungi; Ascomycota; Sordariomycetes; Sordariales; Sordariaceae. The transcript is spliced from 4 exons. Gene Ontology annotation, molecular function: beta-N-acetylhexosaminidase activity. The record is from RefSeq and is a predicted model, not a curated record. Gene Ontology annotation, biological process: carbohydrate metabolic process; glycosaminoglycan metabolic process. Gene Ontology annotation, cellular component: membrane. Bases 885 to 2648 code for a protein of 587 amino acids.